AAUAACUCAUAUUCCCUACAUAAAAAGAUCAAAUUUGCAAGAGGAAAAUAAAGAAGUAUUUUCCAAUGGGUGCUAUUGGAACUAUUGCUAAAAGUUUGAAUGCAUUAAUCGGCCCUGGAGUGAUGCUUCUCUAUCCUUUGUAUUCUUCUAUGAGAGCAAUUGAGAGCCCUUCACCAUUAGAUGAUCAACAAUGGUUAACCUAUUGGGUUCUCUAUUCAUUCAUAACUCUAUUUGAGUUGUCUUGCUGGAAAGUCCUCCAAUGGCUACCAUUCUGGCCAUUCAUCAAACUUGUAUGUUGUAUGUGGCUGGUGCUACCAAUUUUCCAUGGAGCAGCUUAUAUACAUGAAAAUUUCAUAAGAAAACAUGUUAAAGUUGGGAGCCAUGUUAGCUCAAAUUAUCCACAAAAUCAAAGGAAAGCACUCCAAAUGAUGAGUCUUGAUGCAAGGAAAGCUGUUGAAAGAUAUAUAGAGAAGUAUGGACCAGAUGCCUUUGACAAGGUGGUUAGAGCGGCGGAGAAAGAAGCAAAAAAACAUUGAGGAAAAACAAUACCAUAAAUCACAAG
Solanum verrucosum is the source of this 562-nucleotide messenger RNA. Its product is annotated as HVA22-like protein f. Bases 66 to 536 code for a protein of 156 amino acids. The transcript has 5 exons. The record is from RefSeq and is a predicted model, not a curated record. NCBI's taxonomy places the organism in Eukaryota, Viridiplantae, Streptophyta, Magnoliopsida, Solanales, Solanaceae.